AUGACUUCGCUGUGUCUGCUGUCCGUUCUCCUCCUUGUUGGAGCCCCAGGCUUGGCCGCUGGAGCCAAGAACUAUGGACAGGCCCUGGGUCUGUCAAUCAAGUUCUAUAUGGCCCAGCGGUCAGGACCUAUUCAUGACAGCAUCGUCCCGUGGAGGGGCAACUCUGGCAUGAACGACUGCACUGUGGGAGGCUGGUAUGACGCUGGUGAUAAUGUAAAGUUCACUUUUCCCAUGGCAACGUCUGCCCAUCUCCUGAUGUGGUCCUACUAUAAGUACAAAGACGGUUACGUGAAGGCCAAUCAGGCAACACAGUUUCUGAAUAUGAUCAAAACUCCCCUGAACUUUUUCCUGGCGGCCUGGAACGGUCACGAUAAGCUGACCGGUCAGGUUGGAGACGCCAAUGCCGACCAUGCCCAGUGGCAGCCUCCAGAGAAGAUGACCACAUCCAGAACCUGUCAGUACAUCACCAAGGGCACCAAGGGAAGUGACGUAGCCGGAGCGACGGCCGCCUCUCUGGCUCUGGGAUACCUCAUUUUCAAGAGCAGCAACGCUCCCUACGCCAACAGCUGCCUGAACAAAGCCAAGAGCCUGUACAGCUUUGGAAAAAGUAACCGAGGAAUCUUUUACGGAACCUCUCCCUUCUACAGCUCCGGCUCUGACGAGGACGACCUGUGUUUGGGUGCCCUCUGGCUCUACAAGGCCACUGGAGACUCGCAUUACUUGAACGACGCCAAAUCUUUCCACAACGGAAUGGGACCCUCCUGGGCGCAGAGCUGGGACGAUAACAAGCUCGCCUGCAGGAUCCUCCUGCUGGAAGCCACCCACGACAACAAAUUGAAAACUGAAAUUCAGAACGAUCUGAAACCCUGGGUUGAAAAGCACAUGACUUACACUCCAUGUGGCCUUGCCUGGAAACUCGAGUGGGCUCCCACCAGAUACGCAGCCAACACCGCCUUCAUGGCUCUCCUGGCCGCUGACGCCAGCAUAAACAGCGUUAACAACCGGAAGUUUGCUGUGCAGCAGAUCAACUACAUUCUCGGAGACAACAAGCACAAUGGCGGUUGCUUCAGCUACCAGAUCGGAUACGGACAGAAGUACCCACAGAGGCCACAUCACAGAGGAUCAUCUUGCCCGAAAGGAAGCACCUGUGGCUGGGAUUUUUAUCACAGCAGUAAGGCCAACGUCAACAAGCUUCUGGGUGCUCUGGUCGGAGGUCCCGAUGCUCAUGACGGCUACCAGGACAACAGAGACAACGUCGGCCAGAACGAGGUGGCCACUGACUACAACGCUGGCUUCCAGGGAGCUUUGGCGGCUAUCGUUCACCUCCAGGACAAGCAUCUUCUUCCACCUACCUCCACUAGUUGCAAAUGCAACUGAGACCUUCGACCACACUAACCACAAUAUAACCAUCUUCUUAAUAUCUAGGACAGACAGGGCAGUGCUAUUGCUACGAUGAGUCUUGCACAAGGUGGAAUCGUCUAUCCUUCAAUCUUGGCAGGCUUUUUCGUAUUCUGUAAUCCACAUGCCGUGUCUGCUCAAUAAAUACACAGAAAAGAU
Molecule: messenger RNA, 1557 nt
Organism: Aplysia californica (California sea hare)
Lineage: Eukaryota; Metazoa; Mollusca; Gastropoda; Aplysiida; Aplysiidae
Product: endoglucanase A
Exons: 10
Coding region: 1-1377 (458 amino acids)
Biological process (GO): carbohydrate metabolic process
Molecular function (GO): hydrolase activity, hydrolyzing O-glycosyl compounds
Source: RefSeq, a predicted model, not a curated record